AUGAAGUUCUACCCCAUCUUUUGCGUCGCCUUGGCCGCCGUGGCGGCGGUGCAGGCCCAAGAGGAGAAGGACUCGACCACCAAGUCCAUCGACUUUUCGAGCUUGAAGAAUGGAUCGACGACCGUGCCCGGCACGGCCAAGGGCGCGGUGGAGGAGGCAGAGACCAAGGCCCCUGUUAAGUACCUCGACUACUCGAGUCUCAAGCAGUUCACGAGGGCCCCGACGGCGACUACGCCGGGCACGAAGAAGGGCCUUCCGCAGGAGGACGACCAGCAGCAGCAGCAGCAGCAGGAGUGGAGCUCGUCAGGCUCGCAGGAGGUGGAGGUGACCAUCGGCGAGACGCCGGAGCCGACGAACCCGAAGGGAACGCCGCGUCCGGACCCUCGUCAGACCGAGCCAGCGACGCCUGAGUCCACGCCGGCACCCACGCCUGCGCCGACCCCCGCUACUACUCCCGCGCCAACCCCCGCCCCGACCCCGGAUCCCG
Phytophthora sojae is the source of this 487-nucleotide messenger RNA. RefSeq lists its product as hypothetical. The record is from RefSeq and is a predicted model, not a curated record. NCBI's taxonomy places the organism in Eukaryota, Oomycota, Peronosporomycetes, Peronosporales, Peronosporaceae. The annotation marks the transcript as partial. The transcript has a single exon.